This is a messenger RNA of Patiria miniata (bat star), 2619 nucleotides long. RefSeq names its product intraflagellar transport protein 22 homolog (gene ift22). Bases 43 to 603 code for a protein of 186 amino acids. NCBI's taxonomy places the organism in Eukaryota, Metazoa, Echinodermata, Asteroidea, Valvatida, Asterinidae. The record is from RefSeq and is a predicted model, not a curated record. The transcript is spliced from 6 exons. Gene Ontology annotation, biological process: intracellular protein transport. Gene Ontology annotation, molecular function: GTPase activity. Gene Ontology annotation, cellular component: endomembrane system.
UUUGGCAAACUAAAUUCUUCCGUAAAUGGGGAAAGUGGUAACAUGUUGAAGGCAAAGAUUUUAGUUGUUGGACCAUGUGAGAGUGGGAAAUCAGUGAUUUCCAACUUCUUGGCGGAUGCAACGGAGACAUCUGGAGGAGAGUACCAUCCCACUCAAGGAGUACGGAUUCUUGAGUUUGAGAGUGGUAGUAAUCAGAUGGGAGCUCGAUCCUCAACAGCUGAAGUGGAAUUAUGGGAUUGCAGUGGAGACCAAAAGUUUGAUGAGUGCUGGCCGGCCAUCAUGAAGGAUGCCAAUGGUGUAGUCAUAGUAUACAACCCUGAUGUCCCCACGCAUGAGAGAGAACUGGACAUGUGGUACAGUCACUUUGUUGUCCAGCAAGCUCUGCGUGAGGCGCAGUGCCUGAUCAUGGGCCAUCACAAACCAUCGGCCAAAUCUUCAUCCACUGUGGAAAUACCCUCCUCCAUGUCCAAAGUGCAUCACAUCCAGACCAAUCUUGAGGAGGAUGCGGAGGGAAUCAGGAGGGAGUUCAAUCGGUUCCUGGGCAAGUUACUGGGUGGCAUGAGCCGCAAGCAGGACCAGGAGGAACUCAGUAUCAUACAGUAGAAACAAUCAAAUCCUUGAAGUGAAGACUCUCAAGAUUAUUACCAGUUCUCUAUGAUCUGGGGUCCCCACUCAGGGGCUGUUGGCAUAAAGGAGCUCCUUAGUGUUGGCAACCUAUUGAGUACCCCCUACAGGCAUUUUUUUUUUUAGUCUCACGAUUUGGCCUUGGUGAUAUGAAUGUGGCCUGUUUUCGAGUUGUAUAAUAGGGGUGUAGGUGGCACCACCAACGUCAAAAUAGGUUGCCCCUUAAAAAAAAAAAAAAAAAAAAAAUUUCUGCGGCCAAAAAUUUUGGGCAAAAUUUUUGGGAAAAAAAUGCAACUUUUAACAAAUUUGUAUAAAAAAAAAAAGGUGAGCCCCCACAAACCAAAUCCUGGGUGCGCCACCCCCUUCAGGAAAUAAGUCCCCCAGGUGCCCCGUUUGAAUUUGGUACCCAGUGAUGCCACGGAUGAUCAGUAUUAAAAUUUGUAAAACCCAGACCUGUAUUAAAGGAUGAUCAGAACCUUCCCCAAAACCUACAGCAGUCAAGAGCACCGAACUCAUGUUCAGGUGUUCCAGAGGCAAGAGUGACGAGGGUUCGAGCCCGGGCGCGGACACUUGUGCCCUUAAGCAAGGCACUGAACCAUUCUUGCUUCGUCCUUCGGAUGGGACGCAAAGCCGUAGGUCCCGUGUGUUGUAUAAGGCCUAACGCACGUAAAAGAACCCAGUAACGCUUAUUGCUAAGAGAAGGGGUUCGCCCUGGUGUUUCUUGCAGGAAGGAUAUGUAUACCCUGCCCGUGUGACCCCUGAGAAGGGGUGUUGGUGCAGUAUUCAUCCAGACCCCUACAAUUAGGGUCACAGCUAACGAUUAUUGACUGCUGUGAUGUGGGAUAUGACGUUUUUAACACCCGAGGGGCGCAUAAAAAUGGCAUAUCCCACAUUACAGCAGUCAAUAAUUGUUUUGUUAUAUCGUGCCAAUAAAUCAAAAAGAUAAAUGGUUGUAACUUUAUGUCUGAGAAAUGAAUUAAAUCACUGCGAUGUAACCUUUGAUAACUGAAGGUUUCGAUGUCCUGCCGGACAUGAGACUGAGCGUUUGGCAGUGCAGAUCUCAUUGCGCAAAGCUAGCGGAUCGGCAGGUUCCACAAGCGUGCCCAACGCGCGCAAUAAACGCAGUGUGAUAUCACCCUCAGUGCGUGACAUACAUUUUUAUUGUCCAGACACGUGGCCGUCCUAGGCCAAUGAAAUUACAGUAUCUAAGCACACAAUACAACAAUAUUGAUUAGUCUGUCAGUGCUCAUAUAUGAAUUCCUUAGGUUUUUUGUUCCCAAACCCAUGGACUCUGUGCAUAAGAACCCCCUCCCAAUGGUUUACAAAAGUGAGUUAUCUAGCCCUAAUGUUCAAGGGCGCUAGUCAGAAACCAUGAACCCAUUACAUGCCAUGUAGCCAGGGAUCACGACCAAUGUCACGAUGCUAGCAAUGUUUGCAGUGCUGCCAUGAACCCAUUACAUGCCAUGUAGCCAGGGAUCACGCCCAAAGUCACGAUGCUAGCAAUGUUUGCAGUGCUGCAAACCUUUGUGCUUUAAAACUGCUAACAGUUAACAGUUGAAAGAUUAUGAAAGUAGUUUAUUGAGCGGGCAAUAUAAUGAACAAGGGCAGUCCUGUGCCUUCAUCCCAGUGGUUAUCAGACAUGGUGCAGGCACUACAUGCACUGCUCAGUCUUUUGGUUCAUAAUAAUCCUCCCGUUGUAGCUUGAGAGACUUGUAAAUAACCAAACCUGUGUGGUUUUUCAUUUUAAUUAGGAAAGGAUAACAUUUUAGAUUUUAUCCAUUUGUAUAUCUUGUUCGCAAUAAAAUAAUUGUGUAAAUUAUAAAUUUGUCAUCAUUUUUCAUUAGGCAAGUGAAAGGAUUUUGUUGUACCUUUCUACUAGCAGUUCUCCAAAAGGGCAACCGUUAUUUAUUGAACCUAGAUUUUGUCUCUGAUGAAAUGUUUGUAACAUUUAUGACUUGAAUGUGGAUAGUAUGUAGUAUAUCCUACAGUAAAUGU